UGCGUAAGGAAGGACACACGUGAGCACAUCAGUCGCACAUCAUAUAGAGUGAGUAAAAGAUCGUCGGAGUGACUAUUUUUUAUUUGAUAUUACCCGACAGCACGAUUCGAAUAUCUUCUGAUAAGAUCCAGCGUCUUUGACUGUGAUAGCUGUUAAAAGUGGAAAUGUCGAGCCUGUCAGCAGCCAGUGUUGAGGCUUCACCAGCAAUAGAGGCGGCAGAGCAGAAGAAACCCCUCAAGCCAUGCUGUGCGUGUCCUGACACCAAGAAAGCUCGAGAUGCGUGCAUAAUUGAAAAGGGAGAAGAAAGCUGCACAGGUCUUAUUGAAGCUCACAAGGAGUGCAUGAGGGCACUCGGUUUUAAGAUAUAAUACCACUAUCAUCAUCAUCAGACUGAGUGAAUGUGUCUGACAACCUGUGUGAAAUGGAUCCCAGUGUGCUCAUUUAUAUUUAUAUUUUUAUACUGCAGGGAAGAUUAUGCGGGGCUGAAUUUAUUCCUCUGAGGGAAAUGUCUGUCUUUUCUUUCAUAUUUGAUUUGUGCACAUUUACGGUCAAUAAAGAUCCUAUGCAAGAUGUUAA
Puntigrus tetrazona (Sumatra barb) is the source of this 576-nucleotide messenger RNA. Its product is annotated as cytochrome c oxidase copper chaperone. The transcript has 4 exons. The record is from RefSeq and is a predicted model, not a curated record. Gene Ontology annotation, biological process: mitochondrial respiratory chain complex IV assembly. Gene Ontology annotation, molecular function: copper ion binding; copper chaperone activity. The coding region runs from base 165 to 368 and encodes 67 amino acids. NCBI's taxonomy places the organism in Eukaryota, Metazoa, Chordata, Actinopteri, Cypriniformes, Cyprinidae. Gene Ontology annotation, cellular component: mitochondrial intermembrane space.